This is a messenger RNA of Scylla paramamosain (green mud crab), 639 nucleotides long. Its product is annotated as cilia- and flagella-associated protein 251-like. The annotation marks the transcript as partial. Lineage: Eukaryota; Metazoa; Arthropoda; Malacostraca; Decapoda; Portunidae. The transcript has a single exon. The record is from RefSeq and is a predicted model, not a curated record.
GAAGAAGAAGAAGAAGAAGAAGAAGAAGAAGAAGAAGAAGAAGAAGAAGAAGAAGAAGAAGAAGAAGAAGAAGAAGAAGAAGAAGAAGAAGAAGAAGAAGAAGAAGAAGAAGAAGAAGAAGAAGAAGAAGAAGAAGAAGAAGAAGAAGAAGAAGAAGAAGAAGAAGAAGAAGAAGAAGAAGAAGAAGAAGAAGAAGAAGAAGAAGAAGAAGAAGAAGAAGAAGAAGAAGAAGAAGAAGAAGAAGAAGAAGAAGAAGAAGAAGAAGAAGAAGAAGAAGAAGAAGAAGAAGAAGAAGAAGAAGAAGAAGAAGAAGAAGAAGAAGAAGAAGAAGAAGAAGAAGAAGAAGAAGAAGAAGAAGAAGAAGAAGAAGAAGAAGAAGAAGAAGAAGAAGAAGAAGAAGAAGAAGAAGAAGAAGAAGAAGAAGAAGAAGAAGAAGAAGAAGAAGAAGAAGAAGAAGAAGAAGAAGAAGAAGAAGAAGAAGAAGAAGAAGAAGAAGAAGAAGAAGAAGAAGAAGAAGAAGAAGAAGAAGAAGAAGAAGAAGAAGAAGAAGAAGACGAGGACGAAGACGAGGACGAAGAAAAAGAAGAAGAAGAAGAAGAAGAAGAAGAAGAAGAAGAAGAAGAAGAAGAAGAAGAAAAA